Messenger RNA from Sinocyclocheilus grahami, 1254 nucleotides. RefSeq names its product U2 snRNP-associated SURP motif-containing protein-like. The coding region runs from base 157 to 1254 and encodes 365 amino acids. Lineage: Eukaryota; Metazoa; Chordata; Actinopteri; Cypriniformes; Cyprinidae. Gene Ontology annotation, cellular component: nucleus. Gene Ontology annotation, biological process: RNA processing. The record is from RefSeq and is a predicted model, not a curated record. Gene Ontology annotation, molecular function: RNA binding. The transcript has 12 exons.
UCCGCUGCAGUCGCAGAAUGAGGCGUUUUGAGCUCUGAUUGGUGUUGGUCACGUGACGUCACUUUUCCGCUAUCUCCAUUUCUAGUGAAUUCAAAAUGGCGGAUUAGCAACAAACGAACGGUUUCAUUUUUGCAACGCAAGAACUGUAAAGUUGACAUGGCAGACAAAAAAGGGAAAUCUGUGGGGGUGAAGAGGACACUAACAAAAAAAGAGCAAGAGGAAAUGAAGAAAAAGGAGGAGGAGAAAGCUGCUGAAGUCUUUGAGGAAUUUAUAGCUUCUUUUGACACUAAUGAAAAAAGUGGAGUGAAGACGUUUGUACGAGGAGGCAUAGUAAAUGCAACUAAAGAGGAAGAAGCCGCCGAAGUGAAGAAGAGCAAACUCUACAGACCCGCCUCUAAAUUCACUUCUCCACCUCAGAAUGCCUCACCUGUUCAAUCUGCAGAAGUUAAAAAAACUGCCAUUAAAAAGAAAGUGGAGGAGAAGAAGAAGAGUAAUCUGGAGCUUUUUAAAGAGGAAUUAAAACAAAUACAGGAGGAAAGAGAGGAAAGAUACAAAAAGAAGAAAGGUGACUCUGGAGGAGUCAACCCAGAUCUGGAUUUACCCCCGACACGACGAUCAAUAUUUGAUGAUGAUCCUGUGGUGCCAAACACAACAAACCUGUACAUCGGCUGCAUCAACCCCAAGAUGACAGAGGAGAUGCUGUGUAAGGAGUUUGGGAAAUACGGUCCUCUGGCCAGUGUGAAGAUCAUGUGGCCACGCACUGAAGAAGAGAGAACAAGAGUCACCAACCGCGGUUUUGUUGCUUUCAUGACACGGAAAGAUGCAGAGCGUGCUCUGGCCGCACUGGAUGGUAAAACAGUAAUGGGUUUUGAAAUGAAGCUAGGUUGGGGGAAGGCAGUACGUAUUCCUCCGCAACCGCUGUACACCCCCAUCGGGGUUCUGAAGACCACUGCCCCCCCUCCACCUUCUGGACUGCCAUUCAACGCCCAACCCAGAGACCGCUUCAGAAAUGACUUCACCAAACCACGCAGCCGCUCACAGGAAGACAUUUACAAGACUCUGUCCGAGGCCGUAGUGACAGUGGUAAUCCCCACAGAAAGGAACCUGCUGGGCUUGAUACACAGAAUGAUUGAGUUUGUGGUUAGAGAGGGACCCAUGUUUGAGGCCAUCAUCAUGAGCCGGGAAAAGAACAACCCUGACUUCAGGUAUGUGAGGACCAAGAAUGACUCAGACACUGAGGUGAAAUCAAGGUAA